AUGAAGAGCCUUCUGCUUCUGUUUUUGCUCUGUGUAACGUUUUGCUCCGCGUUUCCUACAGCCCGAAAGAUGGACCCUGAGGAGACCAUGCACCUGGCACAGGCAUAUCUCAACCAGUUCUACUCUCUUGAAAUAGAAGGGAGUCAUCUUGUUCAAAGCAAGAACAGGACUCUCAUAGAUGGCAAAAUUCGGGAAAUGCAAGCAUUUUUUGGAUUGACAGUGACUGGACAGCUGGACUCAAACACUCUUGCAAUCAUGACGACACCCAGGUGUGGCGUGCCUGAUGUGGGUCAGUAUGGCUACACUCUCCCGGGGUGGAGGAGACACAACCUCACAUACAGAAUCGUAAACUACACUCCAGAUAUGUCACGAGCAGACGUGGACGAGGCUAUCAGGAAUGGCCUAGAAGUGUGGAGCAGGGUUACUCCACUAACAUUCACCAAGACUUCCAGGGGGAUCGCAGACAUCAUGAUUGCCUUUAGGACCCGAGUCCACGGUCGGUGUCCUCGUUACUUCGACGGCCCCUUGGGGGUCCUCGGCCACGCCUUCCCUCCCGGGCUGGGUCUGGGUGGAGACACUCACUUUGAUGAGGAUGAAAACUGGACCAAGGAUGGAGCAGGAUUCAACUUAUUUCUUGUGGCGGCUCAUGAAUUUGGCCACGCACUGGGGCUCUCGCACUCCAAUGAUCAGACAGCUUUGAUGUUCCCAAAUUAUGUCUCCCUGGAUCCUAACAAAUACCCGCUUUCUCAGGAUGAUAUCAACGGAAUCCAAUCCAUCUAUGGGAGUCUACCCAAGGCAUCUGCUAAGCCAAAGGGACCCACUGUCCCCCAUGCCUGUGACCCUGAUUUGACUUUUGAUGCUAUCACCACUUUGCGCAGAGAAGUAAUGUUCUUUAAAGGCAGGCACGUAUGGAGGAUCUAUUAUGACAUCACUGACGUUGAAUUUGAACUAAUCUCUUCGUUCUGGCCAUUGCUGCCAACGGAUAUUCAAGCUGCAUAUGAGAACCCCAAAGAUAAGAUUCUAGUUUUUAAAGAUGACAACUUCUGGGUGAUCAGAGGAUAUGCAGUCUUGCCAGAUUAUCCCAAAUCGAUCCAUACACUUGGCUUCCCAAGACAUGUGAAGAAAAUCGAUGCGGCUGUCUGUGACCACAGCCUAAGAAAAACCUACUUCUUUGUGGGCAUCUGGUGCUGGAGGUUUGAUGAAACGACCCAAACCAUGGACAGAGGGUACCCACGGAGGGUGGUGAAGUACUUCCCAGGAAUUGGUCUCCGAGUUGAUGCCGCCUUCCAGUAUAAAGGAUUCUUCUAUUUCUUCCGUGGAUCAAAGCAGUUUGAAUAUGACCCUAAGGCAAAGAACAUUACCAGAAUGUCGAAAACCAAUACUUGGUUUCAGUGCAAAGAACCAUUAAACUCAUCAUCUGAUUUUAGUGUCAGUGAGGAAGAAGUACACUCCGGAGGAGUAGAGAUGUUUUAUCGUACGAAUGUAAACUUGCUUAUUUUCAGUAUUGUUCAUGUGCUAAAAAUAUAUAUAUAG
Molecule: messenger RNA, 1533 nt
Organism: Puma concolor (puma)
Lineage: Eukaryota; Metazoa; Chordata; Mammalia; Carnivora; Felidae
Gene: MMP27
Product: matrix metallopeptidase 27
Biological process (GO): extracellular matrix organization; proteolysis; collagen catabolic process
Cellular component (GO): extracellular matrix
Molecular function (GO): metalloendopeptidase activity; zinc ion binding
Source: RefSeq, a predicted model, not a curated record